Alternaria ethzedia is the source of this 804-nucleotide messenger RNA. RefSeq lists its product as uncharacterized. The transcript is spliced from 7 exons. NCBI's taxonomy places the organism in Eukaryota, Fungi, Ascomycota, Dothideomycetes, Pleosporales, Pleosporaceae. The coding region runs from base 1 to 804 and encodes 267 amino acids. The record is from RefSeq and is a predicted model, not a curated record.
AUGCCUGCUCUCUAUGAACAGUUUUUCCUCUUCGGAGACAGCAUAACCCAAGACUCCUUCUCCCAGGAGCGAGGCUUUGCCUUCUCUGCAGCCCUUCAAGCUGCAUACAUCAGGCGACUUGAUGUAGUCAACCGCGGCUUCAGUGGGUACAACACCCGCCAAGCUCUCCAGAUACUGCCCGCCAUCGUGCCCCCGCCGGACCAGGCUAAGAUUCGGUUCAUGACCAUCUUCUUCGGCGCCAACGACUCAUCGUUACCAGAUGCGCCAAACAAGCAGCAUAUUCCUCUUGAUGAGUUCAUCAAGAACCUAAAGGACAUCCUGUUCCACCCGCAGAUCAAAGCCCACGACCCUCGUAUCAUCCUAGUGGCUCCUCCCCCAAUCAACGAGCAUCUGUGGUGGCCAAGAGACCAGUCGAACGGAUAUGCUAGCGUGACGCGCCUGGCGGGUGCGACCAAAACAUAUGCCGAUGCAGUCGUUCAACUUGGCGCCGAGCUUGACUUGCCUGUCGUAAAUCUCUGGAGAGCCUUCAUGGCGAAGACGGGCUUCAGCGCAGAUGUUUGGAAGCUGGGCGAUGAUCUACCGGGUUCUUUAGACGUCUCGCAGAAUGACAACUUGGUGGAGCUCAUGUACGAUGGGCUUCACUUGAACCCAGCAGGAUACGAGGUCUUCUACCAGGAGUUGAUCAAGGUCAUCGCAGAGCAGUGGCCGGAUCAGUCGCCUGAGAAGCUGCCUAUGGUACUGCCGCCGUGGAACGAUCAGGAAGCGUGGAAACAGUGGGAGAGUGCUCAGUCUUCUUCGAUUUAG